Purpureocillium takamizusanense is the source of this 1242-nucleotide messenger RNA. RefSeq lists its product as uncharacterized. NCBI's taxonomy places the organism in Eukaryota, Fungi, Ascomycota, Sordariomycetes, Hypocreales, Ophiocordycipitaceae. The record is from RefSeq and is a predicted model, not a curated record. Gene Ontology annotation, molecular function: protein binding. The transcript has a single exon. The coding region runs from base 115 to 1242 and encodes 375 amino acids.
ACCCCGCUCUCACAAGCGCCUCAAGGGCCUUCGCAGGCGGUGGCGGCCGGGUCAAGUGACAAGUGACGAGAUUCGCCAUCACAAGUCACAUCGCCUCACCUCACCUCAUGGCGCAUGUUGCCCCGACGCAGAGUGACUUGUUGCUUCCGCCCACCGAGCGUCACAGCGAAUAGUCGCAAGCCAGAUGCGCGUCGCCGACAUGCCAUGGGCGGCGAGCAACAAACGUUGCCCCUGCCCCCGCUCGACGCGGCGUGGGAUCCCACGCUACCGACUAACGACGACGACGAGUACUGUUGGACGCCGCUGCAGCUCGCGGCGCGAGGCGGCGACCUCGACACGAUGCGCAAGAUCCUCCACGCCCACCCUUGUGCUGCCGUAAAUGAUUCCCCGCGUGGCUACUACGGCCAGACGGCGCUCCAAGCGGCGUGCAUGCAAGGGCAUGACGAGGCGGUGCGGCUGUUGGUCGCUGCCGGGGCGGAUGUCCACGCCAUGGGCGGGAACAACAUGCAGCGCAACGCGCUUCAGAUUGCCUGCGGUCAGGGAAACGAAAGGGUCGUGGACGUUCUCCUCGAUGCGGGCGCUAGGGUGGAAGAGCGGCGGUCCUCGUCGCCUCGUGCGGACGGGGGCGUCGUGUCACAACGAGGCCGUCCAUCAGACACCCCGACUUGCUCCACAGCCAUCGUGGCAAGGUAUAACGGACGCACGGCCCUGCAAGCCGCCUCGGAGCGCGGCCACGAGCGCAUCGUCCGCAGACUCCUGCACCUCGGCGCCGACGUCAACGCCCCCGCAUCGCCCACAGCGGGCCUCACCGCGCUGCAGGCCGCGGCCAGCAACGGCUUCACCCCCAUCGUGCGGCUCCUCCUGCGCCACGGCGCGGACGCCAACGCCGCGCCCGCCCGGACAAAGGGCCACACGGCCCUGCAGGGGGCGUGCCUGCGCGGGCACCUCGACGUCGUGGACGUGCUGCUCAACGAGGCGGGCGCCGACGUGGACGCGUGGGGCGGCGCGUGGGGCGGUGCCGACGAAGGGGGCACGGCUUUACAUGCGGCAGCGGAGAAGGGCCAUGUGGACGUCGUGAGGAGGCUGCUGCGCGCGGGGGCGGAUGUGAAUGCUUGCGGUGCGAGGAGAAGGCAGACGGCGGUGCAGAGCGCGGCGGCGGGGGGCCAUGAGGAGGUGGUGCGGGUGUUGAGAGAAUGGGGGGCGCGAGGGGGGACGGGAGGGGGACGGUUUCUGUUUUCGUAG